AUGGCCGACACCCAUCCCAAUGCCGAGAAGGCGACGCACGAGACCACUCCUGGUAUGCGCCGCAACUCUGACCCAGCCCUCGAGCCCGAACAUCAGCACACCCACGGUCACCUUCACCACGCGCCUGGCGUCGCACCCGCAAACGACGUCAUAUACACAAGGGAAACCGAUCUCCCAUUGCACAAGCACACGGACGGUGCCGGCAAUGGUACGCCUCCAGAAUACAGCGAUACGGAAAAGCCAGCGCCCGGUAUCUUGGCGCAACCGCAUGAUGUCGAAGGACAAUCCGAGUACAGGUCCUCAUUCCGUACCUUUUACGACGGCCCUGGUCGCAUCAUCGUCCAUGUCUUCUUCCUGCUUCUCUUCACUGGUUGGUGGAUUGCAUCGCUGAUUCUGCACCGUAACGACAAGAAUUGGAUCAUUCCUUUUCUUGUCUGGCUCUGCGUCACUCUGCGCAUUGUCUUCUGGCACGUUCCCAGUCGCUACGUCAGCAACGCCAUUCGUGGUGGCUGGAAGCACAGCGCUGUCGUGGUUUACAACAGGAUCCCCGCGAAGCUGCGCACGCCUGCUGGUGCCUUUGUCACCGUUUCUGCCAUGCUUGUGGGUUCUUUUGUCACCGAGGAAAGCGUCAACAACACUCGCGCCAACCGUGCCAUCAGUCUGCUCGGAAUGGCCAUUAUCCUUUUCUGCUUUUGGCUCACCAGCAACAACCGACGCAAGGUCAACUGGCGCACUGUCAUUGGAGGCAUGCUUGCCCAGUACAUUAUCGGACUGUUCGUUCUUCGCACUGGCGCUGGUUACUCUAUUUUCCGUUUUAUCGCGGACCGCGCUGGUGAUUUGCUUGGAUUCGCCAAAGAUGGUGUCGCAUUCUUGACCGACCCCGCGACCGCUGCCAAGCCAUGGUUCUUCAUUGGUGUGAUUCCCGCCAUCAUCUUCUUCAUUUCUCUGGUCCAAGUCCUCUACUAUAUUGGAUUUCUACAGUGGUUCAUCAAGAAGUUUGCCACUUUUGUGUUCUGGGCCCUUGGUGUAUCCGGCGCCGAAGCAGUUGUCGCUGCUGCCACCCCGUUCAUUGGCCAGGGCGAGUCUGCUAUGCUGGUCCGGCCAUUCGUGCCGCACAUGACUAAUGCAGAGAUUCAUCAAAUUCUCACCUGUGGCUUUGCUACGAUUUCCGGCUCGGUUCUCGUUGGCUACAUUGGUCUUGGUCUGAACAAGGAAGCUCUGGUUUCCUCGUGCAUCAUGUCCAUCCCGGCUUCGCUCGCCAUUUCUAAGCUGCGCUACCCGGAGACGGAAGAAACUCUUACUGCCGGCCGCGUCGUGAUCCCUGACGAUGAUGAGCACAAGGCCGAAAACUUUUUGCAUGCCUUUGCUAACGGCGCCUGGCUCGGUAUCAAGAUCGGUGGAACCAUUGUUGCGUCGCUUCUCUGCAUCAUCGCUGUUGUUGGCCUCAUCAACGGUCUUCUUACCUGGUGGGGUCAUUACCUGAACAUCAACGACCCCAAGUUGACGCUCCAAACGAUUCUUGGCUACAUUCUUUUCCCUGUCGCCUUUUUGCUUGGUGUGCCCCAGAACAAGUACGAACUUCUCAGUGUUUCUCGUCUUAUCGCGGAGAAGAUCAUCACCAACGAGUACAAUGCCUUCAACGCUCUCGUCAACGAUGCGCAGUACGCUGCUCUUACCCCGCGCUCUCAACUGAUUGCAACGUAUGCCCUUUGCGGGUUCGGCAACAUUGGCUCGCUCGGUAUUCAGAUUGGUAUUCUGUCACAGCUGGCUCCUGCGCGCGCCGGCGACGUUUCGCGUCUUGCGUUUUCCGCCCUGGUUUCUGGUGUCUUUUCGACCCUUACUUCGGCGGCAGUUGCUGGGCUUGUCGUCACCAACCAAGCUACACUGGUCAGCGUCAAGCCGAGUUAA
Cordyceps fumosorosea ARSEF 2679 is the source of this 1908-nucleotide messenger RNA. Its product is annotated as sodium/nucleoside cotransporter. The transcript is spliced from 2 exons. The coding region runs from base 1 to 1908 and encodes 635 amino acids. Gene Ontology annotation, biological process: nucleoside transmembrane transport. Gene Ontology annotation, molecular function: nucleoside transmembrane transporter activity; symporter activity. NCBI's taxonomy places the organism in Eukaryota, Fungi, Ascomycota, Sordariomycetes, Hypocreales, Cordycipitaceae. The record is from RefSeq and is a predicted model, not a curated record. Gene Ontology annotation, cellular component: membrane.